ACAGUCACCUCGUGUUCCAGACCACCCUUUCCUUCACGCCUCAGCCCAUCAGAUAGGUGAUGAUUGCUCCUAUAUUGGGUGCCAUGGUGGCCACGUGUGCGGUGCCACGUCGCGCUACGAGAAGGCAGCACGUCAGCUCACCUGCUCUGUCAACCGAGGGGUCGGCCUUAUUGCGCUCCGUUUCGAUCCUUUUCGCUCCGUUUGGCUCAGUUUGCCGCGCUGCUGCGCUUUCCUUCAUUCACGAGAGCGACUAUCCCUCCGCAGGCUUACGCCUCGAGCGAGCCACCACUUCUUGUCGCCACGUGUACCGACGUUGGUCCAUCUCUUCGGCCCGGUGCGGGUGUCUCUUUUACGAAUCUCCUAUAGUAACGAUAUUAAAAAUAAUAUAGUAAUAUGUAAUAGUCGGAGCAAUUCGUCAAACAAUGGUACAUGCUGUGGUUAUGAUUGAUUGCGCCGGGACGUGGUUGGGAGCAGAGCCGUCUGAUCAGUCUGGAUAUGAAGCCUGAUCUGGACGGCUAGGGGCGCGAUUUGCGCGGGAGGUGGUCGCGAUUGAUUGGUGUGGUGAGGAUACCGACCCGAGCGGCAUCGCUUGCAUAUACAUAUUGUAAUUGUUGUGAAUGUGGUUUUAUUUUUUCUUACAUCCCGACGCGCUUUGGCUCGUGAUUGGGACACGUGGUGGUUGGUGAUCUAGAGCUCGAUCCGAACUUGGAGUUGGAGUCGGGGAGUUGGAAGAAGCGGUCUUUUUGUUUUAUCUUAUCCUCGUCACCUUAUCUUUUUUCUUCUUGAUCUGGAAGCAGCGAUCUUUUCUUCUUCUCUCUUCAAGUUCAGCGGGCGGGAGUGGAGAGCAAUGGUGUCGCCGAAAGGCCAUCAUUCAACGGGGCAUCUGCCGCUGGAUGUCGCGGUACACGUUGCGGAGAUAGCAGAGGUGGCAUGGGAAGCGUAUCAGGCGAGGGCGGAGCAUUCCACCAGCGCCGCUGCUCGCGAGGAGAAGUGCGUGGAGUCGGAAAGUGCGCUGGAGCGGGAAAGGUUAGAGAAUCGCCGCCUCCAAGCCACUCUUGAAGAGUACAAGACGGCUUUGCAGCAGCUUCAGCGUCGUCCUGGUAGCCCGGAAUGGCUUGGUCGAUCUCUCAGCACGCCCGAGGGGACAGCAGAUGUAUACCGGCGAUUGCAGGAGAAGGUGGAGUCCCCAGAGUUCUUGGAAACGUUGGCCCGGCCUCCUGAAAUACCAACAGAUUCUCCCGCGGAGACGAGCAUAACUGCUAAAGAUGGAAUUCUUGUGAAUGUAGAUGUAGCAAACCCAAGCUGGUGGACAUGGGUGACGGAGAACGAUAUGCAUGGAGGGGAGCCGACGGAAGAGCAGGAUGGUCUUGGUGGCGAGAAUUAUGUCCUCAUUGAGGCUGACGAUGUCGUGGAUGGCAUCGCAAACUUCAUUGCUCGCUAUCUGCAGUCACUUCCUCAGACAAAGGGAGGAUGGGAGGGAUGCUUUUGAGGCAUGCAAGUUUUGGUCCUCUGAACAAGUGAGCUGGCCCUCCAUGGCUGUAUGUGUGCGGCUGCAACUGACAUUCUGCACCACAUCC
Molecule: messenger RNA, 1577 nt
Organism: Chara braunii
Lineage: Eukaryota; Viridiplantae; Streptophyta; Charophyceae; Charales; Characeae
Source: the annotation of a GenBank genome assembly